This is a messenger RNA of Schistosoma mattheei, 2857 nucleotides long. The record is from the annotation of a GenBank genome assembly. NCBI's taxonomy places the organism in Eukaryota, Metazoa, Platyhelminthes, Trematoda, Strigeidida, Schistosomatidae.
ACAACAUGAGUGUGUUCCAAUAACAAUAUCUAUGUAUCAGAUAUUUGGUGUUAUAAGUUCGAAUUCUUCGGGAAUCAUUUGUUCCAUCCAAAUUUUAUCUGUUCAUCUUCCUAAUGAAUGUCAAAUAAAAAUUAUAUUUUGAUUUGAAACUUCUGUAUUGCUUCUACCAGCCAAAUGUUUUAAGAAAAACAAACAAAAGAUACCAUUUUUUGGGAUAACUCAACUCAAUAGCCACAUUCAAACUUGAUCAACGGAAUUCUAUUGUGUACAUCAACCAAACAAAUCACCUACUGGCUUCGCAAUCACUGAUUACUGUAAAUAUUCAAUUACUGCACAACCUGUACAAACAAUAUUUUGACAACUAACAAAUAUAUAAUCAUAAUUACUAUCAAAAUAAAUUUAGUGAGAUUUUCCCAUUGAUUGAUUGCAACAACAACGAUAUCCCUAACACUUAUUCGAUCUGUCAUAAUUUGCUAAUUCAUUCAUAAUGAUCAGUAUUUGUAAAUGGUACCGUUGUAUUUACACUUUUGUACAAUCUCUUUUUCAUAAUUUUCAUAUGCAUUAUUUUUGAUUAUCAGAAUCGUGAACAUGGACAACGUGUCAAUAUAAUUAUGGUUGCUGAAGGUGCUAUCGAUAGAGGAUGUAACCCUAUCACUUGUGAAUUGGUGAAAAAUUUAAUAGUAUCAGAACUUCAACUUGAUACACGUAUAACUGUUUUGGGUCAUGUACAACGUGGUGGUUCACCAUCAGCCUUUGAUCGUAUCUUAGGCAGUCGUAUGGGAGCUGAAGCUGUUCUAGCCCUAAUGGAUGCUGAUCGUGAUCCUAAUCUACCAUCAUGUGUCAUUAGUUUAGAUGGUAACCAAGCUGUUCGUGUGCCACUUGUGAAAUGUGUUGAGAGAACACGUCAAGUUGCUGAAGCAAUGAAAGCUCGUGAUUUUGAUCGUGCUGUUGAAUUACGUGGAGCGAGUUUCAUGAACAAUUUAGCAACCUAUAUAAAACUUUCAAAGAUUGAACAACCACGUCAAAGUGUCAUGUCAUCUGAAAACAACUUGAGAAUCGGUAUCGUGAAUGUCGGUGCUCCAGCUUGCGGUAUUAAUGCAGUAAUAAGAGGAUUUACUCGUCUGGGUAUCACCAAAGGUUAUAAGAUUAUCGGAAUACACGAAGGAUUCUCCGGUCUUGUUAAAGGAGAUGCUAGUGAAAUACAGUGGUCUGAUGUACGUGGAUGGGUGGGAAUAGGUGGUUCCAUGUUAGGAACACGCAGAGACACACCAAAUAGUUUAGGUAUAGAGAAAGUAGCCGCGAGAUUUAAAGAAUUCAAAUUAAGCGGUUUACUUAUUAUUGGUGGCUUUGAAGCAUAUGAUUGUUUGAUAGAACUGGUCGAAGGACGUGAAAAAUAUCCUGAAUUAUGUAUACCUAUGGCUAUGGUACCAGCGACAAUUUCUAAUAAUGUUCCUGGUACUGAUUUCUCCUUGGGUUGUGAUACAGCUUUAAAUGAAAUAACCUCUGUUUUAGAUAAAAUUAAACAAAGUGCAUUGGGUACAAAACGUCGAGUAUUUGUUGUUGAAACAAUGGGUGGUUAUUGUGGUUAUUUAGCUACAAUGAGUGCAUUAGCUGGUGGAGCAGAUGCUGCUUAUAUAUUUGAAGAACCCUUUACAAUUGAUGAUUUACGUGAAGAUGUAGUACAUCUACGUGCAAAAAUAGAUGAUAAUGUUAAACGUGGUUUAAUACUACGAGCUGAAUAUGCUAAUAAAUAUUAUACAAGUGAAUUUAUUCACCAUUUAUAUGCUCAAGAAGGUCAAGGUAUAUUUGAUUGCCGUUGUAAUGUACUGGGUCAUAUGCAACAAGGUGAUAGACCGAGUCCAUUUGAUAGAAGUUUAGGUACAAAAUUUGCUUCGAAAGCAAUUGACUGGUUAGAUGAACAAAUCAAUGCUAAUAUACGUUCAGAUUCUACAGUCUAUACACCAGGACAUUUAUGCUGUACACUUAUUGGUAUUGUACGUCGUCAGACAACCUAUUCAAACAUUAUGGAAUUGAGAGAACAUACAGAUUUCGUACAUCGUUUACCAAAAGAAGAAUGGUGGAUUAGUUUACGUCCAUUAAUGCGUAUUAUGGCUAAACAUGAUAGUCUUUAUGAAUCAGAAAGUAUUAUGGCUGGAACUGAUAGAAAAUAAACAAUCAAUAUUUUAUUUUUAAUUUUUAAAAGAAUAAUCAUAAGAGAAAAGAAAAAAAUGGUGAAACAAAUGAUACUUUUUUUUUCUUUUGUUUAUUUCAACUCAACUCAUUCAAUAUUAGUUUUGGCUUACCUUCAUUGAAUCAGAUCUUAUUAUUGACAAUUUCUGUCAGUUUGUUUGUUCUCACUGAUUGACUCGUUUAACUUACUAUCAAUAAUUCAACCAACCUUGUCCAUCUUAUUCUGCUUUACCUGAGAUCAAUCACACAUGUAUUGAAACCCACAGGUUUAGUUAGAUUAAACACUAAUAUUAUUAUUAUUAUUAUAAGUCAUUUUAACCUUUCCAAUGCCAAGAUGAUUACCAACAUCACCUUUAUUACUGAAAUCUAGUUGUAGAAAAUGACAAAGUGACAUUUACUUUUCUUUUUCAAGACAAAGAAAAACAACAACAGCAACAAAGAAAACAAUAAAGAAAUGAAAAUCAUUAUCAGUGUGUUUCUUUCAUUCAGUUUUUCUUUUUCUCUUACCUUUUAGUGAGUCCAUGUAGUAGUAGUAUUAUAAUAGUGCAAUAUUUAAACGUUAACGAGUUAUUUUUCUCUCUUUUUUUUCUUGUACAAUAGAGAAAAUGUAUAAUGAAAACGUUGAUUUUGUUUCAAAUUUUCAUGUAAUAAAUCAUUUAACCAUUUC